GCCUCCUCUAAAUGAGGCAGUUGGUUCUUUAUUCUAUGACGAGGAGGCGAUGAACAAGCAUGGCUCUCGGGACAGUUCGCGAUAGUCUGAUAAAAUGCAUAUUUUUUUGCGAAUUCCAUCCAACUGCUGGGCCGAAGAUAAUGUACCAAGUUCCCGUGAAUUACAUCAGCGAAGAAACGUUCAGCGCCAUCAGUGUCUACCUCAUACCAAAGCCUGAACUUCAGCACAAGUUGAUCACUGUGAAUAUGUGCGAAAUGAAAGUGAUUGGCUAUCCAGUGGGGCUUGACAGUGCUGAGUACGACAGGAACAGACUGAUGUUUAACCUGUGCUUUGUCUGCGAUGCCAAAAUGCGUACCAUCCAGUACGAGCCCAUUGUGAGAAAGCUGGCAAACUACCUCACGACUCUCGAACAAGAGACAAACUUCAUCCGCGAUGAGACCAAGAAGCGCCAGCUGCCGGAGAUCAUGUCGAAAAUCCUCCACGACUUGAACAUCAAGCGGAGCUGCUCAAUUCCUAUAAACGAGUCUACCACAAUUUACCUGAAAGUGACAACAGUGCACGAAGCGCCUCGGUUGGUGUCGGACCAUGACGUACCAAUCUUCACAGCCAGCCGUCCUGCAUGCACGCCAUCUCAGUGGGACCUCACCACGCAACAAUGGGAUAUCACAGCAAUGCAGAUCCUGCCAUACAUUGAUGGCUUCAGGCAUGUGGCCAAGAUUGCAGUUGAAGCCGACGUCGAAGUUAGCCUAGUCAAAGAGUGCAUCAGAAAUAUGCUGUAUUAUGGCAUAGUGCAGCUGAUUCCUUUGUUCCUCUACUCUGCCGUAUAUGCGACAACACCAGAGAUCAGGACACUUGCUACAGAUACACUUGUUCAAAAGGAGUGCAUUUCCUACGUUGCAAGACAAGGUCGACCAAGGCCAACGUUUAGGUCGAUAUUCGAGAUGUACUGCAGUUUUCACCUGAGCAACAGUGUUCGGGAUGUCUGUGCCCGGACUAAUCCACACAGCCUCGGAAUAGACGAAAGAAAACUUGUACAGUAUGGCGUCAUGAAGAGCCUUCUCCGUCGUCUGCACAAGUAUCCCAUUGACCUGAAGCGGGCAGCAGACAGCACUUCCAAGAGCAAAUCUGUUGCCAAGUACUUUGAUGGAGCACACAGCUAUGACGACAUAUGUGCUAAGACAGGCAUGAGCUACAAGGAACUGGACGACAUCCUUGACAAGGAUCCCAAUGUGUGCGUGUGCUGGAAGUAACUGCGAUUGUUGGAGCAGCUGUG
This is a messenger RNA of Dermacentor silvarum, 1273 nucleotides long. RefSeq names its product GATOR complex protein NPRL2-like (gene Nprl2). The record is from RefSeq and is a predicted model, not a curated record. Gene Ontology annotation, biological process: positive regulation of autophagy; cellular response to amino acid starvation; negative regulation of TORC1 signaling. NCBI's taxonomy places the organism in Eukaryota, Metazoa, Arthropoda, Arachnida, Ixodida, Ixodidae. Gene Ontology annotation, cellular component: GATOR1 complex; vacuolar membrane. The coding region runs from base 60 to 1250 and encodes 396 amino acids. The transcript is spliced from 11 exons. Gene Ontology annotation, molecular function: GTPase activator activity.